AUCCAAGCAGGAAGUUUUCUGCAUGGGUGGAAGUGAAAUAAUUGCUGCACGGUACUGCAUACAGGUUACUUCCAAACAAACAAACACAAAUAGAUUUACGGAUUUUUCCUGCUCACCCACAAAUCAUCUCUUAGCAGGAAAUUACUUGUAGUCCAAAUUUCCCAACAGGAUGCUAUUAAAAUGAUGACCCUCCCUACUUGUUCCAAGUACAAAUAGUCGCCCAAAAUCUAUCUAGAUUCAGUGUAAGUCAAAUAAAGUUAGAACAAUGACUGCAGUUAUUGCGACUGUGAGAAUUGGCAUACUUCUGGCAGCUCUUUGUUGCUUGACCCCUUCACAUGUUAGGGGCUAUGUGAGCGAGGCUGGACAAGAAGUUCUGAUGAAGAUGGUGUAUGAUCUGCAGAAAGACAUCAUAGAUGAUAAGAAAAAACUGGCACACCUGGACAUGGUGACCCAGGAACUGCAGGAGGAAAACAAAAUGUUGAAGGAAAAAUUGAAAGAUUUUCGCAAAAGGGAAGAAAAACCAGUUGAAGGGCUCAACAAAACUCUGAUAAGGUACAGAAGGCAGAUCCAAAAUUCUCCUGGAGCAGGUGGAGCAACAUAUGUGAGAUGGGGCAGAACGGUAUGCCCAAGUGGUGCCGAAAAGGUAUAUAAUGGUGUGGUCGGUAGUUCUUGGUACGACCACAAUGGAGGUGGUGCCACCUAUCUAUGUCUUCCUCAUGAUCCUCAGUGGGGGACUGUCACUGAGGGCUACCAGUCAAAAUCUUACAUGUACGGAGUGGAAUUUGAAAUGUAUAACAAUGACCCCUUCCUCAAAACCAACGUGGAUAGAAAAAUCACCAGUUUGCAAGACCACACAGCAGUCUGUGCUGUCUGCCGCAUCCCAACAAGGACCAGUCAAGUGAUGAUUCCAGCCAAAAUGGACUGUCCAGCUAGCUGGACCAAGGAGUAUGGAGGCUACUUGAUGUCCUCUCAUCACACGCACAAAAAAUCAGAUUUUGUCUGUGUCGAUAACGCCCCAGAGGUUAAUGACGGGGGUGUUGGGAAUCAAAAUGGUGGACUUUGGUAUAAUGUUGAAGCGGCUUGUGGUUCUCUCCCCUGUCCUAGCUAUGGUGAUGGGAAAGAACUCACAUGUGUAGUGUGCACUAAAUAGAACUGCUGAGUAUAUUAGCCUUAAAAUCUAAAAAAAUUACUAUAAACAGGUAGAGAUUUAACAAGGACAGACAGUUUUAUAGUUUUGUCUGCUUCGAGUAUGAUUAAAUCAUGAUCAAGAAGUAUAAUCCAUGGAAGCAACUGUUUACUAGAGUUGAUUAUGAACUUACAUGCAAUGUGUGAUCUAAGAAUAUUAAUGACUCAAUCUUUUUUCAAUGGGGAAAAUUUUGAAUU
Molecule: messenger RNA, 1383 nt
Organism: Lingula anatina
Lineage: Eukaryota; Metazoa; Brachiopoda; Lingulata; Lingulida; Lingulidae
Product: short-chain collagen C4
Source: RefSeq, a predicted model, not a curated record